Messenger RNA from Spinacia oleracea (spinach), 524 nucleotides. RefSeq lists its product as uncharacterized. The record is from RefSeq and is a predicted model, not a curated record. The coding region runs from base 88 to 393 and encodes 101 amino acids. NCBI's taxonomy places the organism in Eukaryota, Viridiplantae, Streptophyta, Magnoliopsida, Caryophyllales, Amaranthaceae. The transcript is spliced from 3 exons.
CUUAACAUUCCUUCAUAAUGGCCUACCAUAUUUAUAUAAAUAUGAAGCUCUAAAGGCAAUAACAUAAUCCAUAAAUACUCAAGUUGGAUGAUUUUGAUCGAAAAUGGUGCUAAUGAUGUAUCAAAAAAUGACCAAGAAACUUGUGGGAGUAUCAAAACUGAGAUUUCAUUAACUAAACUGCUACGGAGACAGAAUAGCUUACAGACAACAGGAGAAUCCAUAUCCCCUCUAAUGAAUCACAUCCUCAUGUUGCUCAAAUUUUAUGCUAAAGGUCUACACUCUGAGGAUUGCGCCUUAUGCGAGGAAUUUGAUGUGGUUCGUGAGCAAUGGGCUAAGUUUUUUACCGACAAGUAUUUAUUAUUGGCUUUAGCGCGCUUGAUCGAAUUGGUUUAGUUGUUAUAGAAUAAAUUUUAUAUUAAAAUGUAUGUUUAUGUUGAAAUUGGAACAUAUGUUUAAAUGUAAUAUGUGCACUUUGGUUUUGGGAUAUAUAGUAUACAAAACUCCAGUUGUUGUUUUUAUAUUUG